AUGCCAUGUCUGGUGUUUCUUUGGGCAGGGGCCCACCACACAGCCAGACCUUUUACUCACCGUGCACCGUUACCAGGUAUCUUCGUCGACAUGAUUCCUGAGCUUAUACAGAGCUCCAAGCUCAGACAUGAUUCUGUACUUGACGUCUUUACUCCGAUCGUGAUCGUACGCAUCAGAGGCCAUUGGUGUGGCAGGUCGAGGAUCAGGUAUAGAGACCUAGGUAGCAGACACACUUCUACCUUGACAGUUGAGAGAAAUUAUGAUCAAUCGGGUGCUCUUUCUAUGCGUCAUUAUGGAGAUUUAACAUCCAAGCUUGUUCCAAAGCCCUACCUCGAGAUAACUGGCGAAAGUUUAUGGUCUGAGGAGCAGGAGGGAACCCCGAUAGGAAAUAGACCCGUGUGUAUGAAGAAGCGUGCAAUCAACCAUACCCACAAGACACCAGUUCGACCACAGACGGUGCCAGCCACGUCAUUCCCCAAACAACAGACGGUGUCCGACUGGAAAGGACGAUACAAAACCCUCCAAGAUGCGUAG
Messenger RNA from Aspergillus niger, 534 nucleotides. RefSeq lists its product as hypothetical. The coding region runs from base 1 to 534 and encodes 177 amino acids. NCBI's taxonomy places the organism in Eukaryota, Fungi, Ascomycota, Eurotiomycetes, Eurotiales, Aspergillaceae. The transcript is spliced from 4 exons. The record is from RefSeq and is a predicted model, not a curated record.